This is a messenger RNA of Hyaloscypha bicolor E, 345 nucleotides long. Its product is annotated as ankyrin. The annotation marks the transcript as partial. NCBI's taxonomy places the organism in Eukaryota, Fungi, Ascomycota, Leotiomycetes, Helotiales, Hyaloscyphaceae. The transcript has a single exon. The record is from RefSeq and is a predicted model, not a curated record. Gene Ontology annotation, molecular function: protein binding.
GCUGCAGAGCAUGGGCACGAGGCGGUGGUAAAGCUGCUGCUAGAGAAAGGCGCUGAGCUAGAGACCAAAGACAAGGAUUAUGGUCGAACACCGCUGUCAUGGGCUGCAGAGAAUGGGCACGAGACGGUAGUAAAGCUGCUGCUAGAGAAAGGCGCUGAGCUGGAGACCAAAGACAAGGAUUAUGGUCGAACACCGCUAUUAUGGGCUGCAGAGAGGGGGCACGAGGCGGUGGUAAAGCUGCUGCUAGAGAAAGGUGCCCAGCUAGAGACCAAAGACGAGUUUGUUGGUCGAAUACCGCUGUCAUGCGCUGCAGAGAAGGGGCACGAGGCGGUGGUGAAGUUGCUG